Molecule: messenger RNA, 1488 nt
Organism: Aspergillus tanneri
Lineage: Eukaryota; Fungi; Ascomycota; Eurotiomycetes; Eurotiales; Aspergillaceae
Product: 4-aminobutyrate transaminase
Exons: 4
Coding region: 1-1488 (495 amino acids)
Biological process (GO): GABA catabolic process
Cellular component (GO): mitochondrion
Molecular function (GO): pyridoxal phosphate binding
Source: RefSeq, a predicted model, not a curated record
AUGAAAGCACCCGGGCAUAAAUCAAUUCAACACCACUCGCUCUGGCUCAACAGCGUUUUGGAUACUUGUUUAGUGGACAAAAUAGAAAAUAGAGACGUUAUGCCUGAACUAGCGCCCUCCAUGCGCACCGCUGUCCCCGGACCGCUCACUAAUAGCACCAAGGAAGAGCUGGAUACUGUCUUUGAUGCUCGCACGGUACAGAUGGUAAUCGACUAUGACAGAAGUUUUGGCAACUACCUAGUUGACGUUGACGGAAAUACGUACCUGGAUGUGUACGCCCAGAUUGCCUCGAUCCCCGUAGGAUAUAACAAUCCCACGUUAGUUAAGGCAGCACAGUCGCCUGCCAUGGUGUCCGCUUUAGUCAACCGUCCAGCAAUUGGCAAUUUCCCCUCUCAUCAUUGGCUAAACCUCCUGCGUCAGGGUCUCAUGCGCGUCGCUCCCAAAGGGUGCACACAAGUGGUCACUGCGCAGUCUGGAUCUGAGGCCAAUGAGCUUGCCUUCAAAGCCGCCUUCAUGGCAUACCGUCGGCAGCAGCGAGGCUCUGCAACAUGGUCCGAACAUGAGCUUGAAUCUGUCAUGAAAAACCAAAGCCCGGGAACCCCCGAUUUGGCUAUUCUAAGUUUCAAGAACUCCUUCCAUGGUCGAGGAUUCGCCAGUCUGUCCGCUACGCGCUCCAAGUCGGUGCAUAAGAUGGACAUCCCUGCCUUCAAGUGGCCACAAGCUACCUUUCCCCAGCUUAAGUACCCAUUAGAGGAGUAUGAGCAAGAAAACCAACAUGAAGAGGAUCGCUGUCUUCAAGAAAUCGAACACAUUAUCGAUUCCUGGCAUUGCCCUGUGGCAGGGAUUAUCGUGGAACCCAUACAAAGUGAAGGUGGUGAUAACCAUGCCUCUGCACAGUUCUUCCAAGGCCUCCAAGUCAUUACUAAGGCCCGUGCAAUCUAUCUUAUUGUCGAUGAAGUCCAAACUGGUUUCGGAGCAACGGGCAAAUUUUGGGCUCACGAACAUUGGGAGCUAGCCUCUGCCCCCGAUAUAGUCACAUUUUCCAAGAAGGCGCAAACCGCGGGUUACUUUUUCAGUGAUCGAAACCUCCGUCCAGAUAAGGCGUACCGUCAAUUCAAUACCUGGAUGGGCGAUGCCGCACGAGUCAUCAUGUCCAAUGCCGUGAUUGAUGAGAUCCUCACCAAGAACCUGGUUACAGAAACUGCGCGUAUUGGCGACAUUCUCUAUGAGAGAAUAGCUGACCUAGCCAAUCGAUAUCCUAAAUAUAUCAAAAAUCUCCGUGGCAAGGGAGAAGGCACCUAUAUUGCCUUUGAUACGGUUGAUUCGAGCUCCCUGUUGAAGGAAAUGCGGACUCUGGGGAUAAACAUUGGGAGUUGUGGCAUAUCGACCAUUCGACUGCGGCCGAUGCUCAUUUUUGAAGAAGCCCACAUUCGUCUGCUCUUGGAGGCGUUAGAAACAGCGUUUUUGAAGCUGGAUGGGUCGGCGUAA